Messenger RNA from Penicillium alfredii, 303 nucleotides. RefSeq lists its product as uncharacterized. The record is from RefSeq and is a predicted model, not a curated record. Bases 1 to 303 code for a protein of 100 amino acids. Lineage: Eukaryota; Fungi; Ascomycota; Eurotiomycetes; Eurotiales; Aspergillaceae. The transcript is spliced from 2 exons.
AUGCAAGUAGCAGAGAUUCUAUCCGAUAUCACCUCCCUCCGAGUCUGUGGCCAUAAUGAGGCCCUUGCCCUGGUCAACACGCACAAUACCGUCUCGGGGUUAGAACGCCGAACGUCGGGUGAGACCUCGACUGCAACCACUAACGACGGCGACCAAUUGACGAAAGACGAAGACCUUCGUCGCGCGAAGGAGCUUGUUGAGCUGCACUACGAAGUCAAGGCGCGACAUGCCAAUGGGAUGGUGGACGAUGCGCUAAGUCGAGCGCGAGACGACGUGCAGCGGGUCUUGAAGGAAUUACAGUAG